Pseudocercospora fijiensis CIRAD86 is the source of this 4248-nucleotide messenger RNA. RefSeq lists its product as uncharacterized. Gene Ontology annotation, molecular function: nucleic acid binding. The transcript is spliced from 3 exons. The record is from RefSeq and is a predicted model, not a curated record. The coding region runs from base 1 to 4248 and encodes 1415 amino acids. NCBI's taxonomy places the organism in Eukaryota, Fungi, Ascomycota, Dothideomycetes, Mycosphaerellales, Mycosphaerellaceae.
AUGGCGGAUAACAGCAUCGGUGGUGGUGGUGGUGGCGGCGGCGGCGGCGGCGGCGGCGAGGACGACAAAUAUGUGCUGCCAAACUGUGUCAUCGCCUCGAGCAAUCGCGAGAGUGACAUUCGCCCGUACUGCGACAUUCUGUAUGCGACCGAUGGACACAAAUGGGGCGGCAUAAUGCCACAAGACUACCCGACCCUCCCGACUCGAGAGCAGGAAGAAGCCUUUCUCCGCCAGCACUUCAGCGAAGAUGAGAUCCACAUGCAAGGCGGUGCGAGUGGCGACGGCAAUGGCUUCCGCUUCCUCAAGCAGGUCUGGUGGUCAAUCGCUAUCUACAAUUUUCAAGUCCGCAUUCCACUGAUGGUUGACUGGUGGUUCAAGGACAAUCAAGACGUCUUGACUGACCAGCUGAGCCAUCUGCUGAAGCCAGAUGCCACAUCAAGCACCUUCUUCCAGCAGCCAGAGAUUGAGUCGUGCGGCACGAAGUUUCUCGACGUGACUGAGCCGCAGCCGGCCACCCAAGAGUCAUCGGCGACAACAACGACCGAAUUGCCAACACCCAGGUCUGCUCCAUUGCCAUUGAAGCCCACUGCACAGAACUUCGAUACGCAAAGCCCAUGGUCAGCCAACCCGACAGGUCAGAUUCGCAACUUCAGCGGCCACACUCCAUCCAUGCCGCCACAGUCUUACCAACAGCCACAGCGUGGUCAGCAGCAGCGGAAGCGUGGUUCGUAUAACAAGCGUGGCAGCUUCCAUGACCCGGCCACCUUUCGACCUGACUUUCGCAGUAUCAACCCACAGGCCAAUGCGCCAGGCUAUGGACCUCCGCCUCAGCCCUUCAUGCAUGGGGCUCCCUAUGUGCCGCCAAAUCAAGCUCGUGGGCCGUCUUUUGGCGGACCACCACCUGUUCAGGAAUUUGUGCAUGCUGGAGUGCCUGGUCAGCCCAUGCCAGGUCACUAUCCGCCUGGCAACUUUGACCCUUCAGUCCACGCCAUGACAUACCCACCACCAGAUCAGACAUUUAUGUCCGGUCCUCCAGGUUUUGGCAAUUACCCAGAUGCUGCCUAUCCUCAGCUCUACCAGCAAGCGCAGCCGUUCGGAGAGCGCAGUAAUGGGCAGUACUUUGGACGCGGUGAUCAUGAAGGCCAGAAGACCCGCCGUGAGAGUGUCUCCUCACGAGCUGGCAAGCGUUCGGGUUAUGGCACACAUAACGGUCGUGGCAGCAAGUCGAGCCGGGGUAGAAACAGCAUUGGCUAUGGAGACGCCCGACUGUCGCUACGCAAGUCCUCCAAUGACUUCAACGCGCCUUCAGAGGACAUGCAUCCUCGAGACCGGCACUCGAGUGUCCCCAACAAGUAUCGACAAGAUUUCUGGAGAAACUCAAAGCAAGACGAGAAUACCAUGCCAGGACCAGGUCCGCUUCCCGAGACUCAGCGCCCGUUUGUGCCCCGAUCUCGCGACCUUCCAGCCAUAUCUCCCAGUGACGAUUGGCUGUUGCACAACUGUACCAAGAACCAGAUCGGUGAGAAGUGUGUAUACGUCAACAAGCUCAUUGUUUUCGACGUUCCGAGAGACGUCCCUGAGCAGGUGCUCGUCUCCUUCUUUGCGAACUUCGGACCUGUUUACAACGUUGCUCGUCAAAGCACACCAGCCACCGUCAAAGGCCACAAAUACGAGAAGCCUCUGGUCUACGUCAAUUUUGAUCAAGUCGACAAGUCACAAGGAGCGCGGGCGUGUUUGCAGCCACGGCAAGCUCCUUGGGGUUCAUUGAGAGCAGAAGUGCCGCGUGAGUAUUGGGAUAUUCAGCACGAGCGCUACUCCCAGCGUGACGCCGCAGGCAACGAGAUCAAUCCACGACAAGCGCUGAACCGGUUCCACCAUGGUAGAAUGCUGUCCACCACCGACCAGUCUCACUAUCCAGGCUAUUUUCCUUCGCCUUCGCAUGCCGAGCGCACCUUUCCAACCGUCUCACGGCCUGAUGUGGCCACUGUAGAGAUGGCGCCGCAGCCACUACAGUCGCACAAGAUCACGAAUGGCUCAGAUGAUGCGUCUGAAGACACAAGGUCUACAGCAUCUGGUGCUGCUACGCCGAACCGUAAGAAGGGCAAGAAGAACAAGAACAAGAAGGUUGGGCUUUACCAGGAGAGCCUUAACCAGGCUUUCGAGGCUAAUGCUCUGAAGAGCGGUUCUCUGCCUGAUGUCACUCAAGAUAACAAUAUCUCCGAUGGUUGUGACAAGGAUGCUGCUGUUGACGGCAAGUACAACGACACUCCUAUGCAGCCAACGCCGACGGAGUCUGGAUCACCACACUCGAAGAGCGCACAGCCGGAGAGCAAUGCACAGAUUGUGACAGACGCACUACCUAGGUCGAACGAAAUUGUGGACUCACAGACAGAGCCGGCUCAGAUUACUGUCGAAACUUCUGUGCAGUUCGUCCCUCCAAGCACCACGGUUGAUCAUGACUUUGAAUUAUCUUCUGAGCAGGCCGAUGUUGCUUCCAAGGAUGUGAAGGCAGAAGAUGAACAAGGUGAUGACAGCUUCCACACAGCCAGUGGCACGCCCGAGGAGGUCAAGGAGGAGUCGGCUGAGACUGUCUCUCCUGUCGACAUUCCUGCAUCGAUCAUCAAGCCCGUCUCGAUUCCCGAGCACAGCUUUGCACGCAAGAUCGCUGAGCCUCCGGUAGCUGUCGCUUCAACUCCUGAUGUUCCGGCAUUGUCGCAGAAGGACGUCAAGAAGGCCCCGAUACCUCAACCUCUACCGAAGUCCAAAUCACAGCCAGCCGUUGCCAUUCCUGGGCCCAGCUCGAGCAAGGCUGGAUCGGAAGAGUCCGAGACAACUAAUAGCGGAGCUGUUCAGACAGAGCUGCAAGCUACUCCGGACGCUCCCUCCGCACUCUCGACCAGCUUCACCACGGCGCCCAACGUUCAAGUUGUGAAGGACACAGAGCCGCAGCCAAGCCAGGCAAAGAAGAUUCCAAAGGCCAAGGGUGCUGCUGAGACCGAGUCUCUCAGCAUCUUUGGCAAGAAGGCCAAGGCCAAGGCGAAGAAGCCAGUCAAGACCUCAAAGAGUCAAACGUCAAAGCCUACGGCGGAAGAGAAGACGCGUAAGGUAUCAAACACUGCGCCCACACCUGUGCAGCCAGUCAAUACUACGGAACCAUUGGAGGAGACACCUGAUGAACCAAAGCCUCAGACCACAGAAGACUCUGAAGUGGCGCUGCCACAGAAGCCAGAAGGAUCUUUCUUGACGAAUGAUGAUGCUCCGAAAGGGAGAAACAUUUUCGGCAGAGUGACUGAUUUUUUAUCUUUGGGCUCGCAGUCGGGAUCGUCUUUUCAGGAAUCGUCACCAAAGCAGGAUGGGUCUGAAGAUCAGCAGCUCAGCGUCAAGGCCGCUUCCACCACUGACCAACAGGCUACAGAGCUUGGUCAAACCACUGAUCCUGCUGGUCAUGGCCAUGCCCAUCAGAACGAGCCGGCGUCGGCCAGUAAGGAUACAGCAGUCGACGGAUCUCAGCUCAAGCCAGAGCCAAGCAAGACCGCAAAGAGCAAGAAGAGCAAGAGCAAUAAGAAGAAGAAAGGCAAGGUCACGAUUGAUUCGAACGACACAGUUCCAACGAAGACCAAAGCAACCGAAGCAGGAUUGGUGCCAAAGAAGGAGGCUGACAAGGCCGAAAUUGUCGAGAUGUGCCACCCAGCUUCAUGCACUGAGACUAAGAGCCCGAUCUACCAGUUUCGGGGCAGUCAGGCCUUGAACGGAGAGCAUGAGCAGGCAUCGCAAUCAUCGGAGCAGUCGUCAUCAUCGCCUUUGCACUCGCCAGCGAGAAAGAGCCAACACUUGUUGACUACAGAGUCAAAGCCUCCCAUUCGGCAGCAUAAGCGCAUUCGCAGCGGCAGGAGCUCUGAUGGUUCAAACAGUAGUGAUGAGAAGGCUUUGGUGACGCGGAAGGCGAGCGGUUCAGAACAGAACAAGGAUCGAGACGCUGUGCAACAGUCUCUCGGUGCGCGUUUCCCGACUGAUCAGGAGUCGCUGGGUCUUGGAAUCACGGACCAGAGUAAAGCCUUAGAGUGGAAUCAGGAGAUGCCAUACGUGUCUGCGCCUCAGAAGCGCAUGGUCUCGAACCAUGCUACGAAUGAUGAGCCGUCGAUUUCCGAUGAGGUGAAGCGUGCGAUUGAGCGGGGGAAGGAGAUGGCUGCCAAGGAGCAGCGCAUCAAGAAGGAGAAGCCAGAAGGUGGCAAGGCAAACGUGAAGUAG